GUCACUGGUCCCCCAGCUUUCCCACCGGCUUUUUAUAACAGUUAUUUCAAGGGUCUGGGACUCUUUUUUUUUUUUCCCAACAGAAACUGGUGGAGGGAGGGGAUAUGGCCCUGCCUCCCCCCACUGGGAACCUUUGCUCCAGCUCAUUCAUUAAAAACCUGUGUGGAAGCAGCCUGCCUGUGGCCUUUUGUCCUGGCGCCCCUGGAGAGGACGGGGGACUGGGCAGGAGCUGCGGCUCUGAUCUCAUUCCGGGAUCCCCUCACUCUCUGCCAGCAGGGUUUAGUGGCUCCAGGAAGAAUGUGUGCGCCCUUCCUUUACCCUGUGCACUUGCACCCGCUGCCCCGUUUGAGCCAGGGUGGGGGCGGUCUGGAUCUCAAGACGCUUUACUCCUAUUUGUCUUGAGCCACUGAAGAUGGGAAUGUGGGACUUAGGGCUAGUUGGCAGUGGGCCUGGGGCUGGGAGGAGACAGCGGGACAGGAGAGAGCGCACUCCUGGCAUUUGAAACAGCUGGUGCAAAGGCAUGGAAAUACGAGCUUGAGAUUGAGUGUUGGGUUCGAGGAACAGAAAGGCCACCAGUCUGGUCAGAUCCUAGAGUUCAUGGGAGGGAGGAAAAGAAUGAAGUGAGGAAAAGGGGGACAGGGCCAGUCCAAGCCAAGAGCUUUCAAGGACAAACCAAGGGGUCUGCCACUCGUCCUAGAGGUAGGCUCCCUGCUCUGAGGCUGGGACCUCUGCUCCUUUCCCCCAUAAUGCCCUGCCAUGGAUGCCUGCUACCACCCCAUUGAGUCCUUGGGCUGGUGCUCAAAGCAUCAAUUAACACUUGCUCUAAGGAGCCGAAUUCGAGGCUGGAGGGUACCUAAGAGAGGUCCAACCCCAUCAUUUUUACAGAGGAAAGGGAGGUCCUGAGAGGGGAAAGGACUUGCCCAAAUUCUAGUGCGAGCUUAGUAGAGACAACCAGAAGCUUGAUGUGACCCCCCCAAGGCCCAGCUACCCCGUCUCCCCAUGCUCACCCUAGUAGGGCUGAGGGGAGGGACUAUGCCGCUUUCCACUGCUGGCACUGCCCGGGGGAGCAGCUGCUUUGGCCUUGGGAAAGACAGACAACAGACAAAGGUCAUCAGUGCCCAGGAGACCAGAAGGGGGAUUAACUCCGUCACCCCCAAUCCUCCUCUAGAGGAGGGAAUGGGCAUGGGCAUGACGGAAGCUGCUUACUGUUGGCCCGCAGGGGAUCGUGCCCUUUCCCGGCGGCCCAGGGCUCCGUGAACACCUUUAAAUAUCCCAGAGGCAGUGUGAUAUGUCAGGACCUGGGGGGCAGCAUGCCCAGAAGCAAAGAAAGGACAGUUGUGGGACACGAAGCCUGCCAACCCCUGGAGCUGAGAACUUUGGGCACCAGAGCCUGACAUGUGCUGAUCUGUUUACAAACAUGUGCCUUACCUUCCCCCUGCAGAGGGGCGGGCGGCGGGCAGCGAUUGUUCCCAGCAGGAAUCUCAGGCAGGGCCUGGGGGGGACACACUGGCCUCUGAAGGCGCCUCGGGAGUGCUGAGGACUCCAGAAGCACCUAUCUCCCCCUCGCUCCCUGAAAAGAGGCCUGGCAAUGGAUCCCCUGCCAAGUGUCUGGAUUCUGUCCCAUCCUCUAGGGGGUGCCCCGGGAGGUCAGCCAGAGGGAGCAGCGGCGCACUCUGAAGGUGGAUGAUUCCCGGCAGUCCUCCCCCCGAAUAACGUACACACUCCCCAUCCUGGCCCCCCUUCCCUGAGUCUGGGCUCCAGAUAUAGUUCCUUCGCCAUGGGCCUGAAAAUAGACUGGGGGGAGGUUAUAUAAAGCCGCAGGGACAGGACCACACCAGAGGGAGCUGCCCCACAGCGACCAUGGCUGCAUUCGAGCUGAGCUGCGAGGUGUCCGAAGAGAAUGUGGACCGGAGGGAGACCUUUUGGGCCGAGUGGAAGGACCUGACGCUGUCUUCCCGGCCAGAAGAGGGUUGCUCUGUGCACGAAGAAGAUGCCCAGCACCGAGAGACAUACCACAGAGAGGGGCAGUGCCAGGCCCUGGUGCAACGGUCACCCUUGCAGGUGAUGCGGAUGGGCAUCCUUGGCCAGAGUUUGCAGGAGUACCAACUGCCGUAUGCAAGGACACUGCCUCUGCCCAUCUUCACGCCCUCGAAGGUGGGCUUCAAGGAAGAUCGUGAGGCCACCCCCAUCCAGCUUCGGGAGCUCCUGGCUCUGGAAACAGCUCUGGGGGGGCAGUGUCUGGACCGGCGCGAGGUGGUGGAGAUCAAAAAGGAGCUGCCUCCCGUGGUGGCUGCCAGCCACCCUCAGUUUGGCAAACCGGGUGCCCCUCGUCGUUCUCUAUCCCGAUCCAUGUCCCAGGAAGCACAAAGAGGCUGAAGGGGACUCUGGGGGUAAUGUUCCUUCUCCCCUGACUCCUGUGCCCACCCUGCUGUGGGCGCUCCCCAGCUACCACCUGGGAGGGGGAGGAGGACUGGUCAUUAAAGCUUUGUAGUUAGCCCAGAGUUGGGUUGGGAAGAGGGAGCCGGGAAGCAGGACAUUUGGGUCUUCUGAGCUCCCAAAGGGAGAUGAUAGAAAAAAGCAGGGGAGCUGGGGUGCAUCAGCAUCAUCUGAAAAACUGCUGAUGGGAGACUAGGUGGCUGAAGACCAGGGUCUAGAGAAAAAUGAGAUGUAAAUGGGGUUAGGAAGCCCCCUGAAGGAGGCCAGAUGGAAGGGGGAUGUGAGACUGAAGUGGGGAGCCCAACGGGGAAGAGGCAGGGCUGGGGGAGCUGUGUUGGGGUCCCACCCAAGCAUCAUCUGUUAGUGCUUCAAUAAAAUUGAAAGCUGGUUCUGAA
Molecule: messenger RNA, 2831 nt
Organism: Monodelphis domestica (gray short-tailed opossum)
Lineage: Eukaryota; Metazoa; Chordata; Mammalia; Didelphimorphia; Didelphidae
Gene: TCAP
Product: titin-cap
Biological process (GO): skeletal muscle myosin thick filament assembly; cardiac muscle contraction; cardiac myofibril assembly
Cellular component (GO): Z disc
Molecular function (GO): titin binding; structural constituent of muscle; protein-macromolecule adaptor activity
Source: RefSeq, a predicted model, not a curated record